UUUUGCCAACCUCUAAUUUGAAAGUUCGUAAAAGAAUAUUGUGUAAUUUUAUUGUUUUUAGAUAAUCUAAGUUACUCGAAUAUUAAUUUCAAAUUUCUGAAUUCUCUGGUACAUAUCUUGCAAAGCUCUUUACAAAAAAUAUCCGUGCCACCAGACCCUAUGACGUGAAAGGCAUUGGUGAAAGGUUAGGCGUACGUACUUUGGUCAACUUAAAAGAUUCGUACGCACGCUGACUGUCACACAUGCUUUAAUAAUCCAUAAAAAGCUACUUCAUUACAGAGUCCUCCGCUUUGUCUAUCGGACAGAAGUAGAGUAAGAAAGAGGCGAAAAUAAAUAUAUAUAGCUUUGAUUUUUAUUAUCACUUGCAAUUUAAACCCUAACUGCAGAACCGAUCUAGCUUUCAAGAGACAGUGGAGAGUGAGAUUCGAGAAAAUAUGAGCAACCCUAGUAGCUUCACUAAGUCUCUGUCUCUAGGACAAAACUGGAAAUCUAAAUCCAUGAGGAUUAUUCCGGAAGAGCUUGUGAGAAGCAAUGGUGAGGCUUUUGAACACAGGGUGGUGUUUAAUGUUCGCUGGAACAAUUCCUGGCAACUAUGGCUCCAGAAAGAAAGGCAUGGUCUGUUUAUGGUCGAAGAAGACUGGGAUGAGUUUGUGGAUGACAACCUUUUAGGUGCAGAUGACAUCUUGCUCUUCACACACCAAGACACCAUGUAUUUUGAAGUCAGAAUCUUCAAGAAAGAUGGGAAAGAGAUCACUUCAGUACCUCUUGAAGUUGAACCUGAGACUCAACCAUUUCACCAGGAGACAACCCCUGCCUCUGCCUCUGCAAGUGUUGGAACAAGUAGCCGAGCAAGAAAGGGUUUUGCUCAUGUCAAAAACCCUAAGCGAUACCUCUUAAAUCCCAGAAACCCUUACUUCCAGAAGAAGCUAACGAAGUCGAACACAGUUCUGUAUAUGACUACUUGGGUGAUUGAGGAGUAUGAGUUGGAGUUUAGUCCUCCUAAUACCCAUAUCUACUUCCUUCUUCCCGAUGGGGGAAAACUCGAUGGAUACACCAAGAACUACGGUGGUUCACAUGGUUUCCUUGGCUGGGCAGCUGUAUGUGAAAGGUACAACUUGAAAACGGGAGACACUGUGGUUUGUGAACUUGAACUCUCAGGACGUGUGGUUUCCGCUGUUAGAGUGCAUUUCGUCAAUGCAUGACGGAGUCAACUCUAUAGUCUCCUUGUUAGUCAAGUCUCUUAACAUUAGUAUUAACCAACUUAUUAUUGUAAUGCUAGUUGUGGUCUCUAAUGUUGGUUUAACCAAUUUGUAACACUAAAUGUGAUCCUUAUGUUGGUUUAACAAACUUGCAAACGCUAAAUUUCUUGUUCUUCU
Molecule: messenger RNA, 1376 nt
Organism: Raphanus sativus (radish)
Lineage: Eukaryota; Viridiplantae; Streptophyta; Magnoliopsida; Brassicales; Brassicaceae
Product: B3 domain-containing protein At5g25470-like
Exons: 4
Coding region: 435-1202 (255 amino acids)
Molecular function (GO): DNA binding
Source: RefSeq, a predicted model, not a curated record